AUGAUUGAACCAGAACUGUGGGGACAAUCUUCAGAAUUUUUAACCUCCUGCCAUAAGAAAAAUAUAAGCAACGUUAAAAACCUUAUCAAAUGGAAAGAAAAUGAAUCAAUUUUUGAGUUUGGAAUGGCUGAUGGCAGCAACUCAAAAAGUGUACUGUUUCCCAUACUACCUGAUAAUUACAAGGAGUUUAUUGGUUCUGAUGUUAGUCGCCGAAUGGUUGAGUACCUAAAAAGAAAUAAUAAUGAUCCCAGGGCAAAUUUUAUUAUUUUUGAUAUUUCGUCUGAGACGAUUCCUGCAGAAUUUGAGAACCGGUUCGAUCACAUUUUCGGGUUUGCUGUAAUGCAUUGGGUUAAAGAUACGCGACAAGCAUUGAAAAAUAUGUAUAAGAUGUUAAAACCUGACGGACAGAUACUUUUAACCUAUGCAGAUGAAACAUCGGCCGACGAAGUAUAUCAAGAUCUCUCCGUGCAUCCGAAAUGGAAAAGAUACGACCACAAGCAGUUGAUAUCACCUUUCUUUAUGACAGAAAAUGCUUUUGAUGAAUAUAGAAAGUUAAUAAGAGAAGCUGGAUUUAAGGAGUCCUACAGUACAACUGAUUACAUAGCGUCUCAGUUGACAGAUGAAAAUAUGUUUAAAGAUUUUUGCCUAAGCGUGAACCCAAUUUUAAGUAUGGUCACCAAUGAAGAAUAUGAAGAGUACAAAGAAGAAUUUAUUUCUCGAAUGAAAAAUAAUAAACUUAACCAUACUAGGAAAAAUUCAUUAACUGGGGAAAUAUCAUGCAACACUAGUUUGACAGUAACAAUAGUUUUACUUGAAAAAUCCUAA
This is a messenger RNA of Diabrotica balteata, 825 nucleotides long. The record is from the annotation of a GenBank genome assembly. Lineage: Eukaryota; Metazoa; Arthropoda; Insecta; Coleoptera; Chrysomelidae.